GGAAGGGGAGGGUCCUUUGUCUCCUGCCUGUCCUCCACGCUCCUUUUUGUCUUUGGUGCUCCUUCUUCUUUGCUUUGGAGAACUCAGGUAACCCUCAGCCUUUGUCACCCUCUGAACUGCGGGUUCUGAAACAUCUGCAAGAAGGAUCCCAGGGCACCACGGAAGUUGGAAAAUGGGACUGUUGACAUUCAGGGAUGUGGCCAUAGUAUUCUCUCUGGAGGAGUGGGCAUGCCUUGACAAUGCACAGCGGAAUUUGUAUAGGGAUGUGAUGUUUGAGAACUACAGAAAUUUAGUCUUCCUGGGUCUUGCUGCCUCUAAGCCAGACCUGAUCACCUGUCUGGAGCAAAGAAAAGAGCCCUGGAAUGUGAAGACAAGUGAGACAGUAGCCAAACACCCAGGUAGGUGGGAGUCAAUGAAGCAGAUGACACAGGUGAGAGCUCCAAAGGUCAAUGAGGAAGGCAGAUCUUAAAAAGUGCUUGGAAAACUCUGCUUCCAUGGAAAUGGGUUCUGGCAAUCCUGGGUUUCUUUCUCUUGAUCGUUGAUAGAGGCUUUCUUGUUCCAUAUUCUUAAAUUAUCUAAGGACUUUAUUUCCCAUCAGUGUUGUUGAUUAAGGUUAGAGUGAGAACAAAAGCCCUGCUCAAGGUUUAUCAGGGACUGCAGGUACUGACUGCUUUCCAUUACAUUGCAGGACAUGGAAAUAUGUGUGUAUAUUUGACAAAAUAUAUGGUAAAGCAUUUGUUUUGAGACAGAGUCUCACUCUGG
This is a messenger RNA of Microcebus murinus (gray mouse lemur), 762 nucleotides long. The record is from RefSeq and is a predicted model, not a curated record. NCBI's taxonomy places the organism in Eukaryota, Metazoa, Chordata, Mammalia, Primates, Cheirogaleidae.